AGCGUGCUGAGAUCAGUUCAGUUGCUGUGUGCUUGUAACUCCCUCCACAGCACUUCAGUGAUCGUGUGCUCCUAGCCCUGACCACGGCCCUUAUAUGGUAGUAUGCUCACAGCCCUGACCACAACAAUUCAGUGAUAUCUUGCUCAAAGCCUCAGCCCAGCACUUCAGCGAUAGUGUGCUUGUAGCCCUCACCACAACACUUCAGUGACAAGCGUGCUUGUAGCCCUCACCACAACACUUCAGUGACAAGCGUGCUUGUAGCCCUCACCACAACACCAGUGACAAGCGUGCUUGUAGCCCUCACCACAACACUUCAGUGACAAGCGUGCUUGCAGCCCCCACCACAAUAACCACUACGGAUCAAGAUGGUGAUAUUACCAAUCCACAUCUUUAUUUUGUACCUCGUCAUGAGUGCAGUUCUGCAUGUGAGGAGCACUUUUUUGGGUAUUACAUACGAGUCAAGAUGCCCCAACUCUGACGAUAUUUUUCCAUGUAAGUGUCUGCCGGAAGACGAUACCAUUGACUGCUCAGAGGGGAGUGAGGAAGAGCUGGCACAAGCGUUCAGUGCAAAUUUCCCCAAUCUCAACUUCAACAUGCUGACUAUAGUGAACAACACCAACCUGACGGUGCUAAGAGACGGUACCUUUGGCAAUGCUACGUUCCAGGUGGUGCAUAUAAGGAACGGCGUCCUAGAGGAAAUCGAACCCAAUGCUUUAUCUGCCAGUUUCUCUACGGCCCAUGAGCUAAUGUUCACCGAUAACAACAUAACAAAGUUUCCAUUUCAAAUUCUGCCGAUGUUCACCAGGCUCUCUGUUAUGAACCUCAACGGGAACAACCUGCAGGAGUUCCCCAAGAUAGAAUCGAAGACACUGCAGUGGAUAGAGCUAGGUUUCAACCCUCUCGGUCACAUGCCUAACAACUCGUUUCUCAAGACACCCUCGCUCGUCCUCCUUCACCUCCGUGGAGCACAACUUGAAGAGAUAAUCCCAGGAACUCUGGCCAACCUGCCUCACCUUGAGUAUGUGACGCUCGCCAACAACUACCUCACCAGACUACCUGAAGAUACAGUCGUUUUCACGGACUCUCACGCCUUGCUCAACUUUGCCUACAAUAACAUCAGCACCGUCUCCGUCGGCGCCUUCCGAGGUAUGACUUCAGGCACCGUGUAUGUGAGCUACAACCAGCUGGAGACCCUGGACGAGGAGGUGUGGAGGCCACUACUAGAAUUGGAGAUCUUCGUCGAGGCUUCAGGUAACCCGCUCAUCUGUGGCUGUGACGUGGCCUGGUUAGCUCGUAACGUCAACUUCCUCUUCCUGUUCAGCUACAACACAAUGUGUAUCGAUGGAACGUAUCUGCGAGACCUGGACCCAGCAUCCUUCGAACAGUGCUAAUAUUAAAGCUCGUAUAUGAAGAGUUAAAGAGUUCAUUAUGCGUGCAGAUGAUCUACUGAGUCACGAGAACAUCAGAAAUAUCCUUAUAGCACUUGUUUUGAGAUCUUAGUAAAGGUUGAUGUCAGCCAACAAAUCGUAUAGUGAAAACUAAGGUCUUCUGACGGCCCAGGAAUUCUUGAUUCCUCACUUUAUUCUUUAAGAUAAGCUAUUUUUGUAUGACCCGUAAGGGUCAUAACACAGCGCUUGGGAAAUAUGAGAUGAUCAGGUUUGAUCCGAGGAGAGUAUCCCCAACUCUGCAUCAAGCUCUCUUUAUCCUUGCAGGACUAAGAAUUAGUUUGAAGCGUUUUAUACUAUUUCUGAGGAUUCUGAAGUCUUCCUUAAUGCUCUGGAGAGACUUGCUAGGCUCGUCGACCGGCACUGCUAGGCUCGUCGACGGUAUUGCUAGGCUCGCCGACCAGUACUGUUAGGCUCGUCAACCAGUAUUGCUAGGCUCGUCGACCAGUACUGCUAGGCUCGUCGACCAGUAUUGCUAGGCUCGUGGACAGGUACCAGCUCUCCAGUUGAUCUGCGAGGGACAAUGUGUAGACUCUAGAGAUCACCUGUGAGGCUGAGGGGCUUUUAAAAUCUAAAAGGUUGAAUCUGACUUCCCUUUGCUUUCCAUACGGGUUUAGCGCGCUCUCCUACAGUAACAAAAAUUAUACUGAAUUAACGUACCUUCAUUUUAUUGUU
Messenger RNA from Cherax quadricarinatus, 2120 nucleotides. Its product is annotated as oplophorus-luciferin 2-monooxygenase non-catalytic subunit-like. Gene Ontology annotation, cellular component: plasma membrane. NCBI's taxonomy places the organism in Eukaryota, Metazoa, Arthropoda, Malacostraca, Decapoda, Parastacidae. The record is from RefSeq and is a predicted model, not a curated record. Gene Ontology annotation, molecular function: protein binding.